This is a messenger RNA of Fonsecaea multimorphosa CBS 102226, 1704 nucleotides long. RefSeq lists its product as uncharacterized. The coding region runs from base 1 to 1704 and encodes 567 amino acids. NCBI's taxonomy places the organism in Eukaryota, Fungi, Ascomycota, Eurotiomycetes, Chaetothyriales, Herpotrichiellaceae. The record is from RefSeq and is a predicted model, not a curated record. Gene Ontology annotation, biological process: DNA-templated transcription. Gene Ontology annotation, molecular function: DNA binding; zinc ion binding. The transcript is spliced from 3 exons.
AUGAAUCCCUCCAGGGCUGCAACGCCCAGUGCGAAUGGCACGCCAAACGCGCAAGCCUCGUUCUUGUCAGAUAGCCAAGCUAGCUGCAGCCCAUCCUCAGCGACCACCAGCAAGAGUGAAGCCUGUAACGGACGCCUGCUCAGAGAUGGGGACGGUAAUUGUCGCCUGAUCUCUGCUACCUUCUGGGCCCGCCUUCCUCGAGAGGUCGAAGACCUUGGUCAAGUCCUGGCCGACGGUCUCCGAAACGAUCAGGGUCAGCACAUAUCCACCUUCAGCUCCGACCGAGUGAUACGCGACCAGAUAAGAUGUUCGUCUGAGUGGAAGCCGUUACUUCAACCCACCAGAAGUGGUUUGCGCAGGUUAUGGAGCAUCUAUCUCGAAAACGUCGACCCCAUCAUAAGAGUAAUUCAUAGACCGACUGUGAAACGGGUCGUUGAUCAAGCGGUUUUCGAUGGCGGCGUCACUGGCAAAGGAUGGAACGCGCUUGUACUCGCAAUCAGUUUUGCCGCUGUCGCCAGUCUCGAACCAAAGGAUAUACCAGCGGUGGUAGGGGAUGAUACCGAGGCACUCUACACAUCUUACAAGGCCGCCACGGAGCAGGCCCUCAAAGAGGCCAACUUCAUCGAAACGCAUGACCUACGAGUCCUGCAGGCGUUUGUCAUUCUACUAAGUUGCGUAAGAAGGCAGAAUACCCGGGCCGUCCUCACACUUACAGGUCUUGCUCUCAGUAUUGCCAGAGCCAUGGGACUACAUAGAGACGGCAGCCACUUCAAAUUCUCCCCGUUCGAGACCGAGAUGCGACGCCGAAUCUGGUGGCAGAUUUGUAUGCUUGACUAUCGGGCCUCUGAGGACCACGGAUGCGACGCCAGUAUCUUCCCCGUGUCCUUUGAUACAGAACUACCGCUGAACGUCAACGACGCCGACAUACAUCCCGACAGCUCAGAAAUACUUUCAAAAGCCGGCUGCAGCGAAAUGACGUUUGCGCUGAUUCGUUUCGAGAGCUGGAUGACUCAUACUGCCUUGACUUCUUCGACUGACAUGCCUAGACUCUCAAGGAUGGUGGAGAGCGAAGACAAAGACAUGAUUCUCCAAACCUUUGAAAAGACUUUACGGGACCGAUAUCUGAAUGCUUGUGAGCGUGAGCUAUCCGAACCCCUGAAUCGAUUGUGCUCCAUGGUCGGAAACGUCCUUACGGCGAAACUGAGGAUCGUUGCCAAUCACCCGACACAGUACACGGCUAUGGCGCAGGACUCGACCGUUGUAUGCGCCGAGCAAAAGGCGCAGUUUGUCAACGCGCUCGAUAUUCUCGCUCUCCAUGAAGAGGUGAAGCUCGAUCCCGGGUUAACCUGCUGGCAGUGGUACUUUUCCGUUCACAAGCAGUGGCACGUCACUGUGCUGAUCCUACGGACCCUGUGCUUCUGGACAGAGGGUGACGAGGCCGAGAGAGCAUGGGAUAUCAUCGACCGCCAUUUCUCUUCACAGACAGACCCAAAGUCAGCUAAUAUGUGGAAACCACUAUGGCGCUUGAAAGAGUACGCGGCCAAGGUCCGGGCAGAGCGUAAAGGUGAGUGGUCGAAGAGCCCAGGAGUCCUCGAUGAUAUUCUUGACCUCGACCUUUAUAUGGGCUCAUGGGACCCUUCUUCAGAGGCAGAUGAUACAUGGCACGAUAGCGGAUCUCUAGAGACUUGGUUCUCUAGUACUUGA